Messenger RNA from Patiria miniata (bat star), 2060 nucleotides. RefSeq names its product thyrotropin-releasing hormone receptor-like. Bases 160 to 1248 code for a protein of 362 amino acids. Gene Ontology annotation, molecular function: G protein-coupled receptor activity. Gene Ontology annotation, biological process: G protein-coupled receptor signaling pathway. Gene Ontology annotation, cellular component: plasma membrane. The transcript has a single exon. NCBI's taxonomy places the organism in Eukaryota, Metazoa, Echinodermata, Asteroidea, Valvatida, Asterinidae. The record is from RefSeq and is a predicted model, not a curated record.
UUUUUAUCAGAAGGGUAAAAAAUACGUCAUGGUUACGUAACGAGAGUAUAGUAUAAAAAGCAUUGCUACAAAGAUCUGCGAGUCCACUUUGGUCUAAAACGUAAUACCAAACAGGUCCUGUCUUUCAGUUGAUAGGUAGAGGUAUACGGUUGGUACGAAAUGGCGGCUCUAGAAAGCAAUCCAUCUUGGAUCGAAUGUGUGUCCACCAACAGCUCAACUCUUGUAGUCAAUGGCACACUCACGGUGGACGAUGGAGGGCGCGUUAACCACGGGCGCUGGCUCAUGAUCGUUGUGGCGAUUGGUUUGCUGGCUAAUUUCGCCUUCUUACUCGUUGUGGCUCGGUGUGAAUCCAUGCGUAACGUCACCAAUGUCUACCUGGCCAAUCUGGCUAUUGCUGACAUCAUCGUCUUGAUUGUGUGCGCAAUUCCCCUCGUGAGCGACACGUCGCCUUUCUCAACCAAAAUCUCGGGGUGUGUCUUUUUGGUCUUUGCGACGACGCCGUACUAUUCGAGUAUGUCAAUCGUGUCUCUGGUCGCCUGGGGUCGAUUUUGUGCCAUCUGUAAGCCGAUCAAGCACAGGGCAACAUCGAGCGUAAAGCAAAGCAUGAGACUAGUUGCUGCAGCUUGGCUCAGUAGCCUCGUUUACUGCGUUGUCGUGUAUUUGGAGCGCAUCAUCACUUCAGAGAAAUGUGAGGUGUAUGGCGUAACAUCACCCAACAAUCCUCUUAUCGAGAGCUGCAACAAGACACACGGGUUCAAUCCUUCCCCAUCUCUGAGUGACGUCUUCAAAGUCCUACCCUUCGUCUUGUGUCUCUCCAUGAAUUGUUGGCUGUACGCGCGCAUCGUCAAAACCCUCAGAAAUCGAUUUGUGCAUCGCAUGAAUCGCCCCAACCAGCAGGUACCGGAGUGGAUCAGGAAGAUCCACCAAUCACGGGUCCGUAUCACCAGGAUGCUUGCUCUCAACAGCUUCAUUUUCCUCCUCUGCAACACGCCUAGGUGUGUGACCACAAUCAGUGGUUACAUCCACGACACCCUGGGGGAGCCUCGCUGGGACGCGGACCAGAAGGUCCAAAUGUUCUCCAGCAUGCUCCUCCUCGUCAACUCCAGUAUAAACCCUCUCAUCUACAACUUGACCAACAAGCAGUACAGACAGGCUUUCCGUCAGGUCUUCCUGCCGUCUUGUCGCUCAGCGUCUCGGCCAAGUCAGACAACGCCCACCGUUUUCCACCUGCAGAUUUCUUCUGACUGAUCAGACUAUCAUACACGACUCGAGUCUGUCUGUCGUAUUGACGUAUUAAUACGCAAAACUAUACCUUUCGUUAGUGCACGCAUCCGUUAGCGUUGUAGUCUUUGUGAUAUUCUAGCACAUUAUUGACAUUUGAAUGAGAGAUAAAACGAACAAACUCCACCCAUGUUUAGUUAAAAUGUUGGUUAAAUUUUUGCCGCCCGACAAUGAUUAUUGGAGUCUUUUUUUUGUGAGCUAGAGGCGCGAAAGCAACCCAAAAAUAAAUACCUUUUUAUGUUUGCGCAAACGCCACUGUAAGGGAGCAUUUUCGUUCAAAAUAAUUAAACAUACAAAUUGAAAUUUUGUGAGAAGAAAAAAUCGAAUUCGUUAAAAAGAGUAUGCACGAAUAAGGUGUAAACUGGCCAGAAUAUGAUGCAAUAGAAACCGAAUUAGGUUUAAAUUUAUAGAUUUUAUUAACUGCUUCCAUAUUUUUCGUUAACUGAUGCCACUAAAUUUGAGGUAGCUAGAUGGGGUACAUGUAGCCUCCAAAACGGAUCCCUUGAAAAGAAAAAAAAUGUAGGUCAAAUAGCAUGAUGCCACGAGUAGCGACACUUCGUGGAUGCAUAACAGCGCAGUUUGACACUCUGUGCUUACGUUGCGAUGGCAACAACAUUCCUAUCAAUAAACCUUGGUAAUUGGAACAGCGCAAUAUAUUAACUGAACAAGCCCGUCUUUUGAGAAUCUUUUUCGAGCUGUUAAACACGAAGCUUUGUAAAAACAUGGUCUUUAUGGGUUCAACGGGGUUUGACAAAUGCGACAUCCUGUACAUAGGGGUA